AUGAGCUACCAGUCGAACCACAUUUUUGGCAGCGAAACCAUGCGCACUCGCUCGAGUUCAACUGACAGUCACGAGAAAUACGAUCAGCCCAAACACCUUACAUGGACCCCCCAAGUUGAGUCGGGUGAAUCACAUGAGCAGAUCACCGAGUUUCCCAAUAAAUGGGCAAAGUUUCGAGAGCCCGCUGCUGAAUUUCUUGGGACCAUGAUUCUCAUCAUUUUUGGUACUGGCGUCAACUGUCAAGUCACCCUUUCGAACUAUACGAUCUCAUCGCGACCGCCUAGCUCAAAAGGAGAAUACCUUUCUAUUUCUUUUGGAUGGGCCAUCGGUGCGGCGCUUGGAGUGUGGGUAUCGGGCGGUAUUUCUGGUGGUCACAUCAACCCUGCGGUCACUCUUGCCCAAGCAGUCUUCCGGGGGUUCUCCUGGAAAAAAGUCCCCUUGUAUAUUACGGCUCAGAUCUUGGGCGCAUUCGCUGGUGCUAGCCUCGUGUAUGCGAACUACUACGGGGCUAUUGAUAUUUUUGAGGAUGGAAAAGGGGUCAGAACCGUCACUAGAAGCGCCUCUAUGUUCGCAACCUUCGCAGCAGACGAUCUUUCCAACUUUCAGUGUUUCUUUUCGGAAGCUCUAGGAACUGCCGUUCUUCUUAUUGUACUUGCUGCGAUUACCGAUAAACACAACGGGCCUCCCCCCAGCGGACUCGUUCCUCUCGCUGUCUUUAUUACAAUUCUUGGCGAGGGCGCAUGCCUCGGUAUGCAAACUGGUUACGCUAUCAAUCCCGCCCGUGACCUGGGUCCUCGCUUGAUGUGCUGGAUUGCUGGUUAUGGUCGUGAACUGUGGACCUAUCGCGACCAGUACUGGCUCCAUACACCUAUCGCUGGUCCUAUUGUUGGCGCUAUUGUUGGUACCGCUAUAUAUGACGCAUUCAUCUUCACCGGGCCCGAAAGCAUUUUUAACAGGCAAGAUGCUGCUACUCGUCGACGCCGUCUCGAUGCUUCUACCAAACCCAAGGUCGGUAUUAGCUCGGACGAUCAGAUAGUCUAG
Molecule: messenger RNA, 1041 nt
Organism: Rhizoctonia solani
Lineage: Eukaryota; Fungi; Basidiomycota; Agaricomycetes; Cantharellales; Ceratobasidiaceae
Product: aquaporin, Major intrinsic protein family
Exons: 11
Coding region: 1-1041 (346 amino acids)
Biological process (GO): glycerol transmembrane transport; water transport
Cellular component (GO): plasma membrane
Molecular function (GO): glycerol channel activity; water channel activity
Source: RefSeq, a predicted model, not a curated record